UCAGGACUUUGUCAUGUAAUGUCUUUUCAGGUCUGGAAAGAGAAAUGGCUAAAAGAGUCCUCAAACUCGGGUUUGAACCACAACAGGCUACCAAAAAUUGCAUCUGCUUGUGCACACGAAUUCAUUAGCCACAUCGAGCCGCAGGCCACUGUGUGGAAAUGCUGAAAAGCUUGGCGAGCUCUUCGGUGGGCGUGGCUGUCGGCGUUUCCCUCCUUAUACUUCUCCUAGUCUGUGGAAUUGGGUGUGUCUGGCACUGGAAGCGCCGGGAAUCCACAGCACUUACCUUACCGAAGUUUAUGCAAAGGAGAAGGAGCAGACAUAAGAACUUCACAAAAACCCUUGACUUGAACGCCCACAUGGUUUGCUCAAACUCUAAAACCUCAGGGGAAAGCAAAGGCCACAAGUCGACCACCAAGAAAAAUAGGACGCAUGGCGAGUACGAAAAUGUGCAAGUGGGUCCCGCCAGCACCGAGGCAUCAACCGAGGCAUCAACCGAGAAGGCGCUAUAUGAAAAUACGCAGCCAUCUAAUCCCGAGGAGCAUGUCUACGGGAAUCAAACAGACGCCCUCUAUUGUAAUUUCCAGAAACCUAGCCCUCUUCCUCCUCCCCAAGAUGACGACACAUACAUCCUUCCGGAUUCCUACUAGCUUUUCAAUGAACUGAGACUCGUUGCUGCAGGAAAUUAAAAAACAAAACAAACAAACAAAAAAAAAACACCAGGCCUCUGGGUGGACUGACGUCAUCAUGAUCGAAUUAUUCUGAUGAAAUCAGUGCUCUCUUUUCUGUCUCCAUCCUCAUAAAUCCUCACUAAGAGAACCACUGUUGACAAAUUCUAGAAACCACGUCUGCCUGGGAUUAAAUCUGUGCUAUAUUAUAUUAAUUCUUCUUUUUAAACAAUUGUUGGUACAGCUUUCUUUCAUUCCUUUGCCAACUUUGAGGCUCAGUAUUAUUGCCAUAGUCUCCUAGAAGUUCCUCCUUCUCUUGUUUUUCUGCAAUGAGGGGCUAACCCCAAGGUGUUCAACCAUCACAGAGCCACACCUCUGGCAAGGUCUUCUGAAUUAUCUCCAUCCAAUCAAUAGCCUAUGGUACAAAAGGUUGAUCUUCGGAAAACAUUAUAGAUGGUCAUAUCAUUUCUUUGCCAAAAAAUAACUUUAUGUCCUGUUUGCAAAAGGCAUAAAGCCCACACAUCCGAGUCCAGAAUUUAUGACUUUUUCAGCUACAAUGUUCUUUCUCAUACUUGAAGCCCCAAAGAAAUCCUAUGAGGAACUAAAAGUUUGGGUAAUUGGCAAAAAAUUGUAUCCUGCAUUUUGUUAAGUAGUUUUGAGAAAAAUUAAUAAAUUUAGUAAUGCCAAAUCUA
Myodes glareolus (Bank vole) is the source of this 1357-nucleotide messenger RNA. The record is from RefSeq and is a predicted model, not a curated record. Lineage: Eukaryota; Metazoa; Chordata; Mammalia; Rodentia; Cricetidae.